UUCCUCAGUCUUUAACGUCUCUCUCUCAUUCUUUUUCGUUGUUCUGUUGGCUUCUAUUUAGUUUCUGUCAUUAUAUUGUUUCUGUUUGGCUAUCGGCAAAUACUUUUUAUAACCAUUUUCUUUUCUUUGGAAAGUUUUUUCUCUGACGGUGGUUGUUGAAUAUAUCUAUAUUUAUAUAUAUUACAUAUAUUAUACCUGUAUUCACAAACACAGAGGUUUUUGAGAGAAGAAAUGGAAGGGAGUAAGAAAACGGCGUCGUCUACAUCCUUGACUUCUGAGCUUUUUGGGUCCAAAGAUUCGUCUUCUUCAUCUGGGAUUUUUGGGUCUAUCUUUGCGCCUUCAACAAAGGUGUUAGGCAGAGAGUAUCUGCACUCUGAGAUGAAUGGGAGAAAGCAAGAUCUGCCAAAUGAGCCAUGGCAUGCAAAACCUUCCCCUGGUCAAUAUGAAAGCCCAAAAGGCGGUGACAACGAAAGUCAGAGCAUGCCAAACAAAGACAUGAGCCCCAUUUAUCAGGAGCAAAGAGUACAGAACAACUGUUCUCUAAGUUCAUCAAUCUUAUAUGGUGGUCAAGACAUCUGUGCUCAUCUUCAGACUACCCCGAGUUCAGUGUAUAAGAAAGAUGGGGGAGAAGAUGAUUCAGGGAGUGCUUCAAGGGGAAACUGGUGGCAAGGGUCUCUCUAUUAUUAAGAGCUCUCUUGCCUAGGCAUAUACUCACCAAGGUAUAUAGGAACAUAGGCUAGCAGCUUAAAUCUACCGUUUUUUUAUGUGGAAUAUAGAAGAUAGUAAUGAGAUCGUUGUGACAGCCGGUUGUUUCUUCAUCCAGCUAAACAACAGAAUCGUUAUAUGAACCUAUAGUUAGAUGCGCCUUCUUUUAUUUACUGUAAAGAAAGCUGAACUUCAUGCUUUUACUGUAAAGGAUAUUUGGUGUAGGAAGGCUUGUUUUCUAUGAGGUAAUUUAAUGUAGUGAAAACUUCCUAUAUGUAGUGACUUCAAUUAUCCUAUAUAUAUGGUUGAACUUCUUUCUUGGUUA
Molecule: messenger RNA, 1030 nt
Organism: Quercus robur (English oak)
Lineage: Eukaryota; Viridiplantae; Streptophyta; Magnoliopsida; Fagales; Fagaceae
Exons: 6
Coding region: 232-687 (151 amino acids)
Source: RefSeq, a predicted model, not a curated record